Messenger RNA from Hippoglossus stenolepis (Pacific halibut), 439 nucleotides. Its product is annotated as protein Shroom2-like. Gene Ontology annotation, cellular component: cortical actin cytoskeleton; apical plasma membrane; adherens junction. Gene Ontology annotation, molecular function: actin filament binding. The transcript has 2 exons. The annotation marks the transcript as partial. NCBI's taxonomy places the organism in Eukaryota, Metazoa, Chordata, Actinopteri, Pleuronectiformes, Pleuronectidae. The record is from RefSeq and is a predicted model, not a curated record. Gene Ontology annotation, biological process: actin filament organization.
GACGAGGAGCUGGUGGAAGUGCUGCUCCGAGGCAAAGCUCCCUGGGGCUUCACCCUGAGGGGAGGCACCGAGCACCGGGAGCCGCUGGUCAUCACCAAGGUGGAGCCGGGCAGCGUGGCAGCAGCCGUCCGUCUCCUGGCCGGGGACGAGAUGGUGAGCGUCAACGCCGUCCCCCUCAGCGGGUCCCGGCAGGAGGCCAUCUGCCUGGUGAAGGGCUCCCACAGGACCCUGACCCUGGUGGUCCGAAGGUACCACACACAGCAGACACACAAGUUUAAUACCUGAGAAAUACAAACACAUUUUAUGUUCAUUAAACAACAUUUUCACAUUUUGAGCAUUGAAACAAUAAGUAAAAAACAGUUUAAAACUUCCUGAAUUAUAUUAACUUCACCAACCAGUCAUCAUUCUAAUGGGAGGGGGGGCCAGCUGAGGCAGACCC